CACGACAACGUUCAUUGGGCGAUCUUGUCGUUGCCAUGUCAUCACCCAAAAGGCACAAGCAUGGUGCUGGGAAGCUGCUGAAGGUGGAUUUCUCAAAAGAGUUUGAAUCUCGUGGCAUUCCUUUGGAGGACAGCCGCGCAGAACGGGAUGCAAGGGAGUUGCAGAAAGUAGCCUCCUUCUUUGGCAUGGAUGGACAGGAGGUGCAUCGGCUCAUGGGCCAGGCGGAGGCGGAGGCCGAGGUCGAGGAGGACGAUGAGCUCUGCGGCGCCGAAUGCGAGGCAGAGGCGAGCGCUGGACUGGCACGGCAGCAAUGGCUCCAUCGACCAGUGACCCCUCGAGAGUUACAGACGGCGAGGCCUCCGCUGCCGAUGAGCAUCUUGGCAGCAGUG
Durusdinium trenchii is the source of this 389-nucleotide messenger RNA. The record is from the annotation of a GenBank genome assembly. NCBI's taxonomy places the organism in Eukaryota, Dinophyceae, Suessiales, Symbiodiniaceae.